AUGGACAAUAAAAUUGUAACUUUAUGGGAAAAUGAUACCAACAACUCGGCAACUCAGGACAAUCUGGACUAUGAAAUGGACACCAAUUCAGACUCUGCUCAAAAUAAUGGGAACGGAAAAAGUGCUGUCAGAAUUCCAGUCGCUGUUAGGGUUCAACAUGCUUCCAAAACCUAUGGGGCUGGUCCGGAAGUACUCAAAAAUCUCAGCAUGACAAUUGAAAAGGGAACAAUUUAUUCCCUUCUGGGCUCAUCCGGCUGCGGGAAGACGACCUUGUUGUCGUGCAUUGUGGGAAUUCGGAAACUAGAUUCGGGAGAAAUUUCCGUCUUCGGUGGAGAACCAGGUUCUCGGGAAAGUGGAAUUCCAGGCAAACGUGUGGGAUUCAUGCCGCAAGAAAACUCAUUGUACAAUGACUUUUCAAUUAAUGAGUCAAUGCAAUAUUUUGCCGCUCUGUAUGACAUGAGUGGUCACGACCUGAGAGAAAGUCGUGACUUUCUCGUCAAAUUCUUAGACUUGCCGGACCCUGAGAGAAGCAUAGGGACUUUGAGUGGGGGUCAAAAAAGAAGAGUUUCACUAGCACUUUCUUUGAUUCAUUCUCCUGAACUUCUCAUCUUGGACCCCACAGUCGGGAUCGACCCCUUACUUAGGGAAAACAUUUGGAAUCAUCUCUUAAGUCUCGUUGCAAAAAAGAACACCACUGUUAUCAUAACUACCCAUUAUACGGAGGAAGCUCGUCCAUCCAAUAAGAUCGGACUAAUGCGAGGUGGACGCCUCAUCACGGAGUCCAGUCCGCAAGAACUGCUCGCCCAACAUGAAACCAACUCGUUGGAAAAUAUUGUUUUAAAAUUGUGCAAAAAUGACACAGCAAUUGCAACGAUUACAUCCAUCGGAAAAAUAACUUACCGCAAAUUUUCCUCCGCCGGCUCAAUCCAAUACAAACCGUAUGAAUCGACUACAUCCUUCCAAAGGAUUAAGGCUCUAGUGGGCAAAAACUAUGUGGUCAUGACGAGAAAUUUAAUCCUCCUUUUGUUCAUGAUGAUCGUCCCUGCGACACAAGUCCUCGUCAUUUGUCUGGCUAUAGGAAACGAUCCCAAGCCUAUGUGGAUGGGAGUGGUUAAUCACGAAUUAAAUUACACUUCCUGUCCGAUACUGGAUCCUGCAAGUAAACAAGGUGAAGGAUGCGACGUGGAGAACUUGAGUUGCAAAUUUCUCGCGGAAAUACCUACCGACACGAUUUAUUUGAGAGAUUACGCAACCGAUGAGUUAGCCAGAGAUGCUGUGAAAGCUGGAAAAGUGUGGGGAUUCUUCACUUUUCCGAAGAAUUGGUCGGAUAACUUGUACGAACGUGCCAGCGCGGCAGGAACGAUAGAGAAUGAAACCUUGCGAGGAUCCUAUGUCAAAAUGGAGAUGGACUACUCAAACAAGCAAAUUUCUUACGCCAUCAAAAGCGAGAUUUAUGACGCGUUUGAAAUAUUUCUGAAGGACGUGUUAGUAAAGUGUGGAUUUUACGAGGGUUUGGCAGAAUCGCCGAUUCAGGUAAGCCAGCCAUUGGUGUUAUCGGUAUUUUUCCAUUUUGAUGGUUAUAAAAAGGGUAUUCAUUACGAGUUCAAAUGUUAG
This is a messenger RNA of Folsomia candida, 1614 nucleotides long. RefSeq names its product ABC transporter G family member 23. The record is from RefSeq and is a predicted model, not a curated record. Gene Ontology annotation, molecular function: ATP hydrolysis activity; ATP binding. Bases 1 to 1614 code for a protein of 537 amino acids. NCBI's taxonomy places the organism in Eukaryota, Metazoa, Arthropoda, Collembola, Entomobryomorpha, Isotomidae. The transcript is spliced from 12 exons.